AUGGCCAAGGUUACAGUGCUCCUUUUCAUGAGUAUAUACAUUACGGUGACAGUAAGUCAGAAUUUAUACCCACCAUCGUGGGAUCCCUAUUGCGACGUUACCAUUUCCACAGAAUUCGUCAAUAUCACAUGUAACCUAAAACCUGAAGACCAAAAAUUACUGACAUUAAAAGAUCUGAACGAUUACACUAAUAACACAGCAGCUAAUGUGAAGUAUUCGGUACUAUGGAAAUGCAGUCCCAAUGCCAGCGUAACAAUGAGAUUACCGAUGCAAAUUCACAAACUGUACAGUCUGAAAGUGUUUGGUUGUCGUAUUUUCGAGUAUUAUGAUGAUUGGAACCACCAGUCACUUGGAAGCAUCAAAGAUAGCCUAGUAUAUGAAGAAAUUGCAGAUUGUACCCUCGUGUUUCAUAUCCUCCCACUUCUGCUUUCUCUUGACAAUUUUCAAAAUGUUUCAAACGAUUGGAUGUGUGGUCCUGAUACAACCAUUAAACAAUCUAUUUCUAGAAACAUUACAUCAGUUAUUAUAGAACCCAAUCAGAAUGACUUUGACAAUUUAAGCAAUGAAACUAAAUUAUAUGUACAAAAAAUCCUGUUUAACAUAUUGAUUGCAAACUCAAGUGUUGUACCUGAUCCAUUUCAAUGGUGGAAUAUCAAGAAUAUUGUUGAUUUCGAUUAUCAACCAGAAUGCAAUUACCAAAAGUUAGAAGUUCUUGAAGUGGUAAUGAGUGAAACAUUGCAUACUCAAAACCUAAAUAUUAUUUUCAAAAGCGUCAAAAGACAAUAUCCAAACAUGAGAGUAUUCAAUUAUUCAUACAACGGCUAUCAACUGUUCCCGCAAGAAUGGAAAGAAAACAUGCAUAAAUUUCCUAAACUGGAAUAUAUCGACUAUAGCUAUAAUUUAAUAUCUGAUAUUUGGAAUGUGAAUCGCUUUUGGGAUGAUUAUCCUGGUCGACAUGUAGUUUUAGAUCUUCGUUAUAACAACAUCACCACAUUGACCACUGAAACAAUCUCCAAAUGGACAGAACUUCAAGACAUUACACUGAACAUACGAGGAAAUCCUUUGGAUUGCGGAUGUUUUAAACAAGAUUUCCUGAACGCAGUUCAAGAUGACACCUUCUUUGAUGGUAAGAUGCAGAAAUAUAAAUAUAUACAAAACAUGAAAUGUGCUAGUCCAGCAACUGCUAGGGGUAUCAAAAUAAUUAAUUUGAGUAAAGCUGAGAUGGGCUGUGAAAUUCCACCGGACGAUUUAACAAUUUAUUUAGUUGUAUUAGGAGUAUUGGCUGUCGUCUUGAUUGUUUGUUUAAUUCUUUUAUUCAAAUUCCGUAAAGAGAUUAAACUCCUCCUGUACGUGAAAUUUAAAGUUUUGUUUCCCUGGGACGUUGACAAGUCUGCAGAGAUGAAACGAUUUGAUGCCUUCAUAUCUUACAGUUCGUCUGAGAGUCAGUGGGUGUUAGGUCAUCUCGUCCAAAAGUUGGAGUCACCGUUUGAAUCCCACGAUGCCUUGUCUUUAUGUAUACAUGAAAGGGAUUUCAUCUGUGGAAAAAGCAUCCUUCUGAACAUCAUUGACAGCAUUGAAAAUAGUCGCCAUACCAUCGUAGUUUUAUCUCGCAAAUUUAUUCAAAGUGUUUGGUCAAUGGCAGAAUUCAAAGAGGCUUACGAAGAAAGUGUUACUAAGAAACGCCGCCAUUUGAUUAUCAUAAAAUAUGAAAGUAUACCGGAAGCAGAAUUGGACUCAAUGUUGAAACGUUGUAUUAAGAGUUUUACCUAUAUUGAUGUGAACGAUCCCAGGUUCAUAGACAGAUUGAGAUUUUCUCUUGCCACAAAAAGUAAAUAA
Lottia gigantea (owl limpet) is the source of this 1836-nucleotide messenger RNA. RefSeq lists its product as hypothetical. Lineage: Eukaryota; Metazoa; Mollusca; Gastropoda; Lottiidae. Gene Ontology annotation, cellular component: membrane. Gene Ontology annotation, molecular function: transmembrane signaling receptor activity. The record is from RefSeq and is a predicted model, not a curated record. Gene Ontology annotation, biological process: toll-like receptor signaling pathway; immune response. The transcript has a single exon. The coding region runs from base 1 to 1836 and encodes 611 amino acids.